Molecule: messenger RNA, 1531 nt
Organism: Aethina tumida (small hive beetle)
Lineage: Eukaryota; Metazoa; Arthropoda; Insecta; Coleoptera; Nitidulidae
Gene: Orc4
Product: origin recognition complex subunit 4
Exons: 5
Coding region: 222-1505 (427 amino acids)
Biological process (GO): DNA replication; DNA replication initiation
Cellular component (GO): nucleus; nuclear origin of replication recognition complex
Molecular function (GO): DNA replication origin binding; ATP hydrolysis activity
Source: RefSeq, a predicted model, not a curated record
AGUUUGUUUGUUUAAAACUUUUUGUUUUUAUUAGAAUUUUUCUUCGCAAUUAUUUUUUUAUCAACGAUAGAAUUAUUUUUUAUCUUUAGUAAAAUUAUAUUGCCACCUCUGAUUAUGAGAUAUACGCGCGGAAUACGACUAUGAGAAACAUAACCAUAAAAACUGCAUAAUAUAGUGUUUGUUUACCCCAUACUGCUCGUUUAAACAAACUGGUGUCCACGAUGAGAAAUACUAGUGACAUAAAAGAGAUACGUUCUUAUUUAAAACGGAACUUAUUAAUGAACGAUAGAUUCGUUGGACACGACAAAGAAAAACAACAAAUUUUCGACUUGUUGCUAAGAACAAUUUCAUAUGGAGAAUCGAAUUCUGCACUGCUGAUCGGCCCUAAGGGUUCCGGGAAAACUACUCUGCUCAAAGAGGUGUUAAAUCAGCUACAGAAUACUAAAUGUAUGGAAAGUGAUGCUAUUCUUGUAAAAUUGCAUGGAUUGAUUCACACAGAUGAUCGUUUGGCUCUGAAAAGUGUAACGUCUCAAAUGCACUUGGAUAAUGCUGUAGAUGGUAAAGUGUUUGGGAGUUUUGCAGAAAAUUUGGCAUUCCUGUUAGCCUGUUUGAGAACCGGAGAGAGACACACAUCAAAAAGUAUAAUAUUUAUUUUAGAAGAGUUUGAUCUCUUUUGCAACCAUCAUAAUCAAACACUUCUGUACAAUUUGUUUGAUGUGUCACAGUCAGCUCAAGCUCCAAUUUGUGUAUUGGGGGUAACUUGCCGUUUAGAUGUUAUAGAACUUUUGGAAAAACGUGUGAAGUCGAGAUUCUCACAUAGACAGUUCUUUUUGUUUCCAGGAGAAGAAGAUGAAACACAAUUAAAUCUGAAUUAUACAUUAAACAGUAUAGAACAAUUAUUGCAGUUGCCAAACACCGGGAUUCAAAUUAAUACAAACAUCAGGAAACAGUGGAAUUCUAAUUUAAAAAAUAUUUUGAAUGAUAAGAAAUUUAAAAACAUAAUCCAGAGGAUAAUUGAUAUUGAUUUAUGUGAAAAGAGUAUUAAAAAUAUCCUGAUAAAAGUUGUAUCAAGGCUGAAUGAAAAUAAUGACCAAUUGACUAUUGAGCAGUUCCAAGAGCAACUAAACUCUUUGGAAAAAGAUGAUACCAUUCAAACACUUCAAGACUUAAAUGUUUUGGAACUGUGUCUCAUUAUAGCUAUGAAACAUCAUAUUGAGAUUUAUGACAAUCAACCAAAUUUUGAAAUGAUUCUCACCAGAUACACGAAAUUUUCUAAUGCUAACGCAAAUAUCCAAACAGUUCAAAGAGCUGUAAUAAUGAAAGCAUUUGAGCAUAUUGAGAAUCUCGAAUUGAUCUCUAAAAUUAGUGGAAACAGGCUUCAAAAGGAAUAUCAGCCUUUUAAACUUUUGGUAACUCCCCAGCAAAUUUCGGAAGCAAUCAAUAAAUGUCAUGGACUACCAACAGAAGUCUUGCAAUGGGCAAAUAGCUCAUUGGCAUGUGUUUAAUUUUUUAAUAUAUAUUUAUUUUUAAU